UUCCUUGCUAUUGUAUUGAUGUAUGAUUCAUGAGCAUUUGCAAUUUCUUCACAGAUUGCAUAUUUUUCUUUCAUUCAUUCAUAACUUUGUAAUAAAUAUUUGGACUCAUUCAUACUUUGUAUAAGUCUUUUGACUCUGUUGUCAGAACCAGAGGAAGGUGAAUUUUCACUGUAUUCAGGAGUAAUAUUUAUGGAAGAAGCACUAUUUACAGAAGGCAAACUGGCAAAGCUAAUUUCCUGAACCUUUCAAGGGGCGUUUCAUGUCCAAGAAUUUGUGGAUUUACUUUGAGGUAAUUCAUCAAGUAUGACAUUUAAAUGUUCACAAGGUGAAACUGACUCACCUAUAGCAUGGUUUGAGUUUAUGGUUGAAUCAAUUUUGAGUAGGAAUUUGGAGAUUGAACAAUUUUCAAUUGUUGUGUUUCUGAGUUUUGAGCUAAGUUGGCAUAGUUUUAGCAGGUUAGCUGUUGGAAAUACAUGUGAAUUUUAUCCCAGAGCUGCCACCAAUUCUCACAUCAAAUGAUAUGGAAUGGAAGCCAUGUGGGAAGGAGUUGGCCUUGUUGCUCACAAACGUCAAAUGCUUUGGAUUUACAAGAUAGUGGCGAAGCUUAUGAUCUUUGAUGAUGACUGACUCGACCUGCUGACACCAAUGUAGUUCUCAGCUAAGUUUCUCAGAGAUGGCGAAAGAAGAGGUGCUAGGCGCAAGGAUUGUUACAACAGUUCUAACUGUCCUGGACAGUUACUGCAGAGUAAGUUUCUAGUAAGUUUUCAUGUGCUUGAGUUAGACUAAACUUUUCCUUUAAUAUAUAUACCAGACACAUACUUCAUCUUGUACAAUACUUUCUUAUUUUUGGAAAGGAGGGUGGAAUUGCACUCACCUCUUAAGGGGCUGGAAGGGGAAUGGGGCUAAAGAAAUAUCAUGAGCUUAGCAAUCCCAUGAAUUUGUAUCUUCUUUAUGGGUGAGAGGUCUUGAAACUGAAGUGAGAUUUGUUAAAAUUUAAAACCCGAAAUUUUGUCUGGUUUUAUGGAAAAUGGUUGAAAAGAAUUAAGAAAGAAAAGAAGAAAUAAACGGCUCCCCGUUUGCAUCACAAAAGUAGAGAUGGAAAACUUUUGAUUUUUUUUUUUUUUUUGGCAUAGAUCCGAAUAAAACUGAAAACAUUAGUUCAUGACAUUAGAAUCACUUGUUCUUUUAAAAAAAAAUUAGAAUUGCUUUAACUUUCGUAUUAUAACAGAUUUUUCGAUAGGCACUGAGCCACUAACUUCACUAAAGUUAAUAGUACAUAAUGAUUGUUCCAAUAUUAUUUGAAUUUCAAUGUCUUUUUAAGUUAUUGGAUCGUCAUUAAGCAUACACACUGUCACUGGGAUUUGGCUUAUCCUACAAAAUCACGUUCUCAUGCAGAGAGCAGGACGUUCCUACUGUUUUGUUACAACUAUAUUAUAUAUAUCAGCUGAAUGAAUCUGUGAAGAAAGUCUAUUUUUCUGACUUCUUGCAUUGCCAAUCUAAUCUUCACUAACCAUUUUUAGACGCAUUUGCACACUUCAUUACUUUAGACAGACAAAAGCAUAAAUUUAAUUAGUUGCCACGCGUGCAAGAAAAGUGGACCCUUUCCUUUUGCUUUUCUCAUGUUUUGAUUUGAACAUCACCAAACAUGACAAAGAUUUACUACAAGGAGACCCUAUUGCUAUUAAGUAUGAUUCAUUUGCAACGCUAAUCAUUUUAAUUAUGGUGCAAAUGAAUAAAAAGAAUAAAGAAAACACUCAUCUCACUCUAUAGGGUGCAUCCCUCACCUCUGAAAAUUAAAAAAUGCCUUUGUUGUGUUUUGAGAUGUAUCACUGGACACAACAAAAGCACUUUCGAAUUUUCAGAGAUGACAUAUUUACAUCAGUUCAGAGGGGACAUAUUUACAUUAGUUCUAGUAUUUCAUGCAGCCAUCCCAUUUUUUUAAAAAAUUAUUUCGGAGACGCGUUUUUGUAUAUUAUUUGGGAUGUAUAUCCGUAAAAUCUUAUAUACAUUAUGGUGUUUUUAUUCACUGAACUGAUUUCUUUAACAACCCAGUGACCAUUUUGAAGAUGCAUAUUUGGAAAUGUUAAGCAUGAAAUUGAAUAAAACACCCCCUUGCAUGUUAUUCUUCCUCAUGAUCAAAGGGAGCUUCACUCUCAAAAUCCUUAGAAAAAUUCUUUCAUUCUCAAACAAAUUUUCAACACAAAUCUUUGUCUCGCAAAACACCAAUUUCUAUCUAAAAUAUAUUAGAUAAUGAACUCUUGAAGCCAUGAUGACAUCAAAAGUUAUCAGACUUGCCAUUAAAUGUCACACUACUUUUGCGGCUGUUGAAGCUAACAAAGCUCCAACUCUAUAUUCGGUAAAGAACGAUCCAUUUUUAGUGAUUUUUCUGUCCGCUCAUGCGUAAGAAGAUCUUGCUCCUCCAAAAAUUAACAGGGAACAUUUCAAGCCUUUAUGUUCUUCUAACCUAUGUAACGGGCUUUGCCAAGGCCAACCUUUGUAAGAACCUCCUUCACAAUUGCUAAUGCUUUGAUAGGAGAUACUUUUGAACAUUCAACAACUACAAGCCAACUUAGGGCUAACUUAGGCAUGAAAGGAAAAGCUGAUAUACUUAAUAAUGUCUACAAUUUGGUACAAAAGCAAAACUUGCAAGCUUUAGGAGACAAGAUACUCAGAACUGAAGAGAAUAUGCAAUGAUUUUCUCCAAGAAACAAAAUUAAGCGCGAGGCGACUUCUCGCGACGACCACAAAGUCAUGUCACAAUCGACUUUGGUAGAUGCAGCCUCACUGCGCGAAGCAUUUUAAAACCAAAAGACAUUAGACUCCUCCACUAACUCUAGAGGGUGGAGUGACAACCACACUCCAUCUAAAACUCACCAUCCUCACAGUUUGCCAACACAGCGUUCCCAGAAUAUGGGAAAGGUCAUCACAUAUGUCGCGACCUUUGAGAAGAAGAGGAAUUUAUUCUCCUCACGCAUUUUGGAGAGUAGAAUUUCAAGGCCCCUUGAUAAAAUGUCAAAGCUGGAAAGAUAUGACUGUUGGGGAUCCAAACGAGAAUGUUGAACAUGUGAAGAAUAAGCUAGACUAUUACUACACCCUGGGAAUUGUGAAGCAAGAACUCUUUGUGUUAACUCUCAAGGGAGCUGCUAUGAAUUAGUUCAAAAUCUCCCAAAAAGGAUCAUAGACUCGCGGAAAGAAUUGUACGGUUUCUUCACGACUCAAUUCACAACUCAAAAGAGGAAACUCACCACAAUGGUCGUACUUAGCAUGAUCAUGGAAAAUAUGAAAAAAUCCCAAUGAGAGUACAUUAACUGAUUCACCAAGGUAGUAAUAGAAGUGGGAGGUACAAGUGACAAAUUAAAAUGCUAAAUAUUUAAGAAAGCACUCAGAUCACACUGUAUGUUCUUAGAGAAAAUAGGGUUGGAGGGAACUUGCAAUUUAAGCGAGUUCAUGAAUAGGGCUCGAACAUAUAUCAAUUAUGAAGAAGAAAUCCUAGAUGAAAAGAAAAUCCAAUAAGUGAGAAACCCCAAAUAUGAUUGGGCUCCAAAAAAGGAUAAUAAAUGUCACACAGAUGACACGGAAGUGAGGACCCCGAUCUAGAUUUUCUGCACACACUCCUUUAAACACAUAAAGGCAAAAAAUAUGUCGAGAAUGCACAAACAUUGAGUUUCAAGAGGUCUCUUCCAUCACUAGAGGUCUCUUCAUUGAAAAACCCCCUUUAAGGAGACUAUGAAUAGGAGGAUUUCUGAGUUACAUGGAGAUCACCAAAGAAGAAAGAACAACCCUCUAAUGGGAAGUCGAAAAGGACAUCCCUCGGGUUCUGAGAUAGUGAAAAGGUAGGUGGAAUCUUGAAUGAGAUUUUCCCAUUGGUGAUAAAUACACCAAUGGCAAUUUUUUUAUCUAUCCAUGAUCCUCAUUGAUUUGAGGGGUGGGUGGGUGGAGAUGUGGGGAGGUCUUGCGAAAUUAUGUAUACAAAACUUUUCAAGAAGCUUGGACUGAGAAGAUAAAAGUUGUGUCCAUACGAGGGAUAUUAUCUAUAUGCAUUUAAUGACAUGGUAACUCAUAUAUAGGACUAUAUGAGGUUGAUGGUCACCUUAGGAAAGGGAGGGACACCAAGACGAUCGACCUGUAAUUCUUGGUAAUUCCCUAAAAUAAUGUCGGCAACUCCAUCCUAGAUAGAUCCUUUGCAGAAAUUUUGGAUACGAUGGAUUCCCCGGUCCAUCCCAAAUUAAAGUAUCAUAAUGUUCACGACGAACCUAUAACAAUUUGCAUCGACGUGUUGAAGAACAGAGGAUACCCAAAGCCUUGCAACGCGACCAAAGAGGAAAAGACAAAGAGAAGGCAAUGAAGAUCAAUGUGGCCUCCCUCAUCAAGUAAUUUGAAGAAAUGGUAAUCAAACCCCUAAAAUAAAGGACAGGGGAUUCUGACAAGCAUGAAGAAUUAACUAGCCCUUGACAGAUUCGGGAGAAAAAUCUAACUAAAAACCAUGGCAGAUUGGGCAAUGAUGUAUUAAAACAUCUGAAGGAUAAUAAACAGAGAUCAUGUUGCUUGGUUAAACAUAUCAAAUAUGUAUAUAAUACUCUCCUUUUCAAAAUGAAUGAGUAAAGUUUCAUCAAAUUACCUUCUUUAUGGUCAUAAAGGAUAUCCACAAAUCAGGGAUGUUUUAUCGCAAAUGCCACAAGUAUACAACUAAAGCAAUUAAAACCCCACAAUUAAAAUCAGGGAUGUUAUGUCACAAAUGCCACUGGAGUACGACCAAUUAAAAUCUUGCAGUGAAAGUCACAUUGAUAAAAAUAAUUAAUCACAAAGUCGUAAUCCAUUCUUACCUCAUAUUGUUAGCUAGCCACCUCAGGGGCAAAAGUGAGCUCUCACUACAUCUACCUCAAAAUAAGUUUAAACUUGGGGGAAGGAAGUGGUACCGACCUUUGGUCGAGCACAGUCCCCAUAGAUGUCCAGUAAAAAAUUUAGACGCAACCUCAUAGAUAAAAAAUUUCUCAAAGAAACAUACUGGGGGAAUUAAAACGACACCAUACCAGGUAAAAACAACGGUAAGCAAACAAAUUGAGAGAAUGCCGCAAAAUAAUAAUUAUGUAAUUCACUUACAACAAAUAUUACACUAGUUAGAUUUUUUCCAAACAAAAAAAAAACACAAGGCCGACCCGCACCCAAAAAGUCCAAUUUCCCGUCCACCAUCUCUUGAUCAUGACAGACUUGAUUUCAAGAUAUGUGUAUAGUGGGAUGGAAAAAAUCUCAUUUGUUGCAGGGAAAUAUCAAAAGAAACCCGUAAAACGAAAAAAAAAGUCUUUCACAGACUUCACAUACUCGUUGUAUAUCUCAAGGUUUUCAUGACGCAUUCCUGAAGACCAUCCCUAGCUGUCUUCCAACCUUCCCGAGCCUCGUUCAGAUAUAACUCCAAAUCCUCCACCCUCUUACGGAAAAACUAGAAUUCCUGACCCGCCUUUGCAAGAGCGACCUUAGUCGUGGACAACACCGACCGCACAUACGAUAUAACUUCAUCUUUCUUCUUCAUCUCUUGCAUAAGAGAUUGCACAUUUCAUCUAAUAAGUAGGGCUAUCCAAAAUUCUACACAUCAGUCCCUAUCUCUUACAACAAAGCAGUUGUUUUGGUAAGCUGUUCUACAUAUUAGUCUCACUCGAUAGUACGAGCAGUACAUGUUCCUGAAGCACUUUCUUCUCCUUCUGAAGAUGGUCUUGAAAGAAAACAACUCCUCUCCCGACAAAAUUAAAGGCCAAGAUAACUGACACCUAGUAAGUCUGGUACGCUAGUUCAACCAAAUUCUAUUUUCGAACAGCCUCAUCCUUGCCCAAAAAAUAUGUGUAAUCCUCCUAAAAAAUAGAGGACCGAAACUCCUAACCGUUUGCGAACCAGUACAGGUCAGAAGAAAAGGAGACAAUGCAUCCAUGUACGAUGUUGUAUAAACACGAAGGCCAGUCCACCCUACAUUUUGACCGAGCAUACAAUGAUGAGUAGACAAAACAUUCCCAUGAAUCACGCUAACAACGAGCUUAGUAACAAGGCUCCCUCUAGUUAUUACCAAUGACGAACAUAGAUUAAUUUAUACCAUGACUCGAUCUAAAGAAGCUGGAACUUUCACUUGAAACAAGACAUGAAGGGUAAUCAUGAUCUGAUUGGCAAGGGACUUUGUACAUAGGAUUCUCCCAGAAGUCAGCCUAGCAUCAACAACUGUAGGCAAAGGGCAACCCCAGGCGUCCUCUUCAUUUGGAUCAUCGUGUUAUAACACUUCAUCUUAUAUGCAAAAUCAAAGAUUAAUUAGAAAAAGAGAAAUAAUGGUCACGCAAAUAGUGCCAUAGAAAAGAUGAAGCGUUCCAUAUUACUCAACGAAUAUGACCUUCAUGUUCUCCCUCGAAGUGACUUCCACUAACAAUUGUGUCUCUAUGGACCGCUUAUUUUAUUUCAUUGGUAUCUCUCCUGAAGGAACAACACUAUCAAUAUAACACAAAUCUUCAAAGAAGAUUACCAAUAUACUCUUCAUAUAAAUUUCUUCCUAGGACAAGUAACUACAUACAUAAGACCGAGCAUCCACCAAGAAAUGGCUAUGGCACCAUAACUUGGAGAAGAUGUCUAAACAUUGAUAAGGUGACUCAAAAUAUAUAUAUAUUGUAAUGGUUAGCAUGAGCCACCCUGCUAAGAGGGAUAACUAGGUGGUACUAGUCCUUAAGUCCUUCAUAAUCUCUGAAUAAACCUCAUACAUCUGGUACUCUUCCUAAGGGAGACCAUACCAUGAACUUAGGCUAAAUAACCAAAACUCCAUUGGACCUUGAAAUAUAGGUGGAAAAAUAUUUCCUAAGAUGGAAAACCUUUCUUUUGUUUGCACUAGUAUUAAAAGACUUUUAUACGAGCCAAACUCAAAGGGUGCAGCCGUGAAAGAGCAAUUACCAUAUGGUUUAUAAUGCCUACUUCAAAAUUGUUGAAGGGGAGGCUAAAACCUAUCAAAGAAAACACAUAUUUAUGGAGAGGGGUGACACACGCAUUGUAAUUGAUACAAAUCUCUUGUCCCUUUUGAGCGAAAGCACUUCCCAAUUUGAGGAAGGAUCUGGUUUGGUUAAAUCAUGCUACAUGCGCCUUCACCUAUGAAAGCAUAAGUAGUCUAUCGUCGCCCUUUAGACUCAAAAUUUAAAGUUGUCCAUCUCAAAAGAAGUUGUCAAACAUAGUGAUGAAAUAAUCGUAAGAAAAGCCUAGGGUCAACACAAAGACAAACAUUGCGCCUUACCAAAGCCAUCUAUAGCAAAAGAAUUCACUAGCGCACAAAGCAGAAAGGAAAAAAACCCAUGACUCCCCCAAGACCCUAAUGCAGUAAUUAAGUGGAAAAAAAGUGAAUGUUCACACUUGAACAUUAACUCAAACAUAUAUACUAAAAAUGGCACAAACACAUAUCGUUGGCCAAUGAUAAGAUUGGCAACGAUAUAAGAGGUUGCAGAAGUGGGAGAAGAGCUUUCAAAGGUUCACAAAUGGCGAAAAGGGAAACAUGGUAUCCACAAAAAUCUUUUUAUAUAUCCAUCAAGGGAGAUGAACCAUGCAAUCCUUGAUAUUGAGAAGUGCAAACCGCACCAUCAAUAAUUAAGAUUACAUGGCAUAUUAUUCAAGAGCACUCAAAUGCCGCAGUACUAGAAGAAAUUAUUAGCGUCAAAUGUAGGAACACAUGUUGCGACAUACCUGCAAAACGCUGCUAAUCGUGAGAGAGACAUUUAAUACACUUUUUUCCAAAGACACCAAUUUCCCAUCAAAACUCUUUUGUUUUCUUCCACCAUAGGUCAGAUUGAAGACGAUCCCUAAAAAACCCUCACUCUACAACGAAGGAAUAAGGGCUUGGGAGAGAUGUACUGGGUCAUUUGCAAGGCCCACAAAAAGGUCCGAUAACAAACAUUAAAGAGAAGACAUGCGAAAUAGGUGGACCAUCGCCCCUGCCAAUGAUACAUGAUCACACUCUCCGUCAUAUCUCUCAUUAUUGGAUCUAAUCGAAGGGUAACCCACACAAGAUGCAGAAUCACACACAAACGAUUUUAACCACCAUAAUAUAUAAUGAUCACUUUGUGCCAUAUUAGGUAAUCAAUUCAUUCCCACUCUCAUACUACUUUUUACUCAGUAACUCAUUUGGACAUUGGAGUGCUAACCUUGUAAGUCCACUCUUCUCCGUCGUGCUGGAAACUUGCUCCACCGUACCAAGACUUCAUUUCACCACUUGAAAACUAUUUCGGGUUGACCAAAAUAGUCCCACAAUAUUUGACAAUCAAAGUUAAAGGUAAUUUAUAUACAACACUCACACUCCUCAACCUAACGAGACACCUUUUCUAAAAAACAAAGUCGUGAGGGUUCUCACACUAAAAACAGAUAAUACCUCAUAGCCACAAUGACAAACUUUAAAUCAACGAGAACAUUGGCGCUAGAAGGGGGGGGGUCGAGCUCACAUGCUUGCACCCUGCUCCUUAGCCUAAAUUAAAGGGGACAAUUGUUCCUUACUGACCAAAAUAGUCUUACAUUACAUGAGAAUUGAGACUAAGAGUUGUUUAUAUACAACCUCCACACUCUUCAAUCCAUCGAGAUGUCUUUUUAAAAAAAUAAAACUAUAACAGUUCUCAUCCUUAAAGAGGAAAAUAUCUUGUCGCUGCAGUGGUGCAAACUUGAAAUUGACCAGAGCAUUUACAAACUAUUUCUAUAUUAUUAUUUAAAUAUCAACUCUAACUAUAAUAAGUGAGAUAUCCAACCCUAAACUAAACGCAUUGGCUUUCAUGUUAUAAUUUUGGAGCAUUUACAAACUAUUUUUAUAUUAUUAUUUAAAUCAACUCUAACUAUAAUAAAUGAGAUAUCCAAGCCUAAGCUUCCUACAUGUAUAAAACGCAUUGACUUUCAUGUUAUAAUUUUGGAGGAACAUUGUAGCAAACUAACAGUGUAUGAACAAACUUGUUAUGUUUUGUUUUGUUUUGUCUUUUUGUUGUCAUAAGCCAUGGAUAGUAAUUUUGGUGCAAUCAUGUAGGAAUAGCUUGAAUUCCUGAGCAUGUUACAUGCCACUAAUAUUUGCAAUGAUUUUACUCUAUUAAAAAGCAGCCACCCAACAAAUAUAAACAGCUUUAGAGUUUAAGACUCAGCAUGCUGUCUUAUAUAAGUCAACAUUUUAAUCAUUUGGUUUUUUAACUUUUAUUUUGUUUUUGCUCUUGUAGCUUUCUUGUUCCACAUACAAGUCAAAAUGUAACAGUUGCAUGAAAUUGUCAAUGCACUAGAUGUGGUGUACACAAUCUCUGUCCCCUAUUCAUUCCUCUUCCAUUCAUCAUUUUAACUAUAUGAAAAGAGAGAAAUGUUCUUUACAAAAUCUGCAUAAAGAACAUACAUUUUGGUUAUUCACCAUAUUGUGUCACAUGGCAGCAUCUCCAUCUCCUCGAUCGCCUCUUGCAUCGCAAACUAUUAACGACGGAAAUAUUAGUACUGCGAAAGAAACGACAACUUCUUCAUCCAUAAGCAAAAUCAGUCCACUGAUUUUGUUAGUUAUAAUAGUAUUAGCAAUUAUCUUCUUUCUCUAUGGACUUGUCCAGUUAAUUUUAUGGUUACUGAUGAAAAGGCCAUCCUCUUCAUCUCAUUAUAAUUCCAAUAGAUUCCAAGAAUCGGCCCGAACCCGAUCUCUUCAGAGGCAACUACAACACUUAUUCCACUUGCAUGAUUCAGGUCUUGACCAAGCUUUCAUAAACACUCUUCCUGUUUUCAACUACCAAGAUUUAUUGGGUUUGAAGGAGCCUUUUGAUUGUGCUGUGUGUCUCUGUGAGUUUUCUGAACAAGAUAAGCUGAGAUUGGUUCCUAUAUGCAGCCAUGCAUUUCAUAUGAAUUGUCUUGACACAUGGCUUCUCUCAAAUUCUACUUGUCCUCUUUGUAGAGCAAAUAUCUCCAACAAUAGUUUCCCUUUGGAGAACGUUAAUGUUGUCGAGGAUUCUUUGGUUCUGUCACAUAGGUUCAAUGUGAAUGGUGAUAAAGAGAAUAUUAUUGAGGAACAAGUAGGUGACAAAAGGGUGUUUUCUGUGAAGCUUGGAAAAUUCAGAAGCAAUGGAUUGGAGGAUGGUAGUAGUUGUAGUUUGGAUGAAAGGAGAUGUUAUUCAAUGGGUUCAUAUCAGUAUGUGUUUUGUGAUUCAUAUUUGCAAGUGGUUUUGUCUCAAUCUUGUUGUGAAGAAGAUGAAAAUGGAAAUGUGGAGGGGAAGAGGAUAGGGAAUAGAAUCAAAGGUGAGAGUUUUUCUGUUUCUAAGAUAUGGCUUUGGUCUAAGAAGAGCAACAUUCCUAGUUCUAAUACUGUUUUUCCUUGAUUUUCUUGUUGUGCAAGAAACUUAGAAAGGUAAAUGUUUCAUGUGAAAUCUCCAUUUUCUAUUUAGAGAUGUAUGUCUUAAUUAAUAAUUAUAAUUACUAAGGUUUAUGUUUGGUUCUUUUACUUUCUCUUUCAACAUGUGAGUUGCAUUGCAUCAUGCAUGUCUCUAAGGUAUUAGCAGGAUGAUACUAUUAUAAAUCAUUGUAAAUUUUGAGAUGAGAAAGAGUUAUGUGUUUCGAAUUCCAGAUGUGAAACUGUCUAAUAGUAACAUUGUCCAAUAACAAUGUUCUAAAAUUUGCUCAAUAGUAACAUUGUCCAGUAACAUUGUCUAAUAGUUUUUACGGUAUUUUGUCUAAGAUAAUUCGAAUCAUCUUUGUUUCUUUUAUAAAAAUUGAGUUGCUAGCAUAUAUAGAAUAUAAAAGAGAGAACUAGGUUGUGCGAGGAUUCUCGUGUUAAGAGAUUUUUGGUGAGACUCUCGAUUUAGAAACACAUUGCAAA
Molecule: messenger RNA, 10816 nt
Organism: Vicia villosa (hairy vetch)
Lineage: Eukaryota; Viridiplantae; Streptophyta; Magnoliopsida; Fabales; Fabaceae
Product: RING-H2 finger protein ATL46-like
Exons: 2
Coding region: 9255-10319 (354 amino acids)
Source: RefSeq, a predicted model, not a curated record